UGGGUAGAGCUACUUCUGUCAGCUUCUUUCCUGUCACUGGUGAAACGUGACGUUUAUUUAGAGUUGUAUAUGUCUUAAAAGACAGUUGAAAGACAGAACAAUGACACAAAACCACCUGUCGGGAAUGGAGGCGUCCGCCGUGUCUGUCUUGAAGCGAGCGGUGGAGCUGGACCAGAGCGAACGUUUCCAGGAGUCUCUCAUCUGCUACCAGGAAGGCAUCCAGCUGCUUAUGGACGCGUUAAAAGCUGUAAAAGAUGACUCAAAGAGAGGACACUACAGAGAGAAGAUAAAGGGCUACAUGGACAGAGCAGAGCAAAUCAAAGUUCAUGUGAAUCAGAUGAAGGAAGAUGGGAAGUACCACGAGCAGAUAAGAAUAUCAGAGGAUGCUACUGGUUACAGCUAUGAGGUUCUGUUCAAGCCAUACAUCAGCAGCGCUCUCACUGAAGUCUGGGUGGAGGACCCGUACAUACGGCACACCCACCAAUUGUACAACUUCCUUCGGUUCUGUGAGAUGCUGCUAAAAGCCCCCUGCAAGGUGAACAAGAUCCACCUCCUCACGUCGCAGGAUGAAGCUGAUAGUGGCCAGCAGAGCGGUGCUCUGGCCGAGUUGAAAGAGAGUCUCAGCGCUCACGGAGUGACUCUAGACCUGCAGUACUCCUCCACUAUCCAUGACCGGGAGAUCAGGUUCGAUAAUGGUUGGAUCAUAAAAAUUGGAAGAGGGUUGGAUUACUUCAAGAGACCUAAAGGCCGAUUCUCUGUUGGAUACUGUGACUAUGACCUCAGGCAGUGCCAGGAGACCACCGUAGACAUUUUCCACACCAAACACACAAAAACUCUAUGAGACUCACAAAGCUAAAAUGAUUUUUUUUUUUGCCAAGCCGUUUAAUUUACUUACCUGCCUUCCAAACACAAGCAGAUCUACAGUAUUGUUGGAUUUGCUUUAGCUUGCGGGUGUCUGGGGACUGACUUUUAUAACAAGAUGGGUUAUUGUUUGAUUUCUGCUGCACUGGAACGUCUUAAAUUUCUGCUAACUGUACUGCCGCUGCUAUUGGUGAAUUUUUAAGUUCAGUUUUCAGUUCUUCAGUUUUCUAUGAUUUUUUUUUUCCGUUUUCUAUGAUAUUUAUGAAAAAUAUGGAUAUUUUUAUCUUCUUCUUUUUUUUUUUAACUUCCACAGAUUGUAAUUCUACAGAGACCUUUUUUGGGGAAAAUUAAUUAUUUCAAAACAUUUUUUCUAGAUUACUUUACACAAUU
This is a messenger RNA of Pundamilia nyererei, 1251 nucleotides long. It is a transcript of the gene mitd1, whose product is annotated as MIT, microtubule interacting and transport, domain containing 1. Bases 101 to 841 code for a protein of 246 amino acids. The record is from RefSeq and is a predicted model, not a curated record. The transcript has 7 exons. NCBI's taxonomy places the organism in Eukaryota, Metazoa, Chordata, Actinopteri, Cichliformes, Cichlidae.